AUGACGGCAUCGACGACGUCCCCACGGCCCCUCGACGAGGUGCCAGAAGAUGUUCAUGGGGCUUCGGAGCACGAAACCCUCAAAUACUCCCUAUUGGGCCCAUCUCUUACAAAAUCUGGGCAGGAUACUGUCGACCAAUCCAAGGUAUCCGAGAUCAUUUACAAUGCCUCGAAGGGAUCCAAGUUCUUCAACCGUGAGGAAGAGCGCGACAAGACGUUAACGAAGAAGAUCGAACAAAUCCUCGAAAAGAAACGCUACAUCGAGAAGCAGGACCUCAGUCGAGAGCUUCGCCUUGCCGACCAGCUCAUCACACAACUGGAGAUGUCCCGAGAUCUGACUCAAUACAUCGUGCACGUCGACUGCGAUGCGUUCUACGCUGCCGUGGAACUGCUAGACCGGCCCGAGCUCAAAGACAUCCCCUUUGCAGUUGGAAGCGGCGUUCUGACGACGUGUAAUUACGUUGCGCGAAAAUAUGGCUGCCGGAGUGGUAUGGCUGGGUUUGUCGCCAAGAAGCUGUGUCCUGAACUAGUUCUUCUCAAGCUCAAUUUUGAGAAGUAUACAGCCAAGGCACACGAAGUCCGGGAGAUUCUAGUCGAAUACGACCCUCGAUUCGAGAGUGCGAGUAUUGAUGAAGCAUACUUGAACAUCACAGAAUACUGCACGAAUAAGGGGAUCGGGCCGGCCGAGGCCGUGGAACAGAUGCGACGAGAGGUCCACGAGAGAACCAAAAUCACAGUAUCGGCGGGUAUCGCGGCAAAUGCGAAGCUUGCAAAGAUCUGUUCGAACAUGAACAAGCCAAACGGUCAGUUUGUUCUGCCAAAUGAUCGGGGCGAGAUCUUGCGUUUUAUGGCAAAACUUCCGCCUCGAAAGGUCAACGGCAUUGGCCGUGUGCUCGAACGACAAUUGGCCGAGAUUGGCAUCAAGACUUGCGCGGAUAUUUACCCUUAUCGCCAGUUCCUCCGACCGCUCUUUGGCGAUAAGGCCUACGAAUUCCUGAUCAAUAUCCAUCUCGGCCUGGGACGCACCAAGAUCCAGCCAGCUGAGGAGUACGAGAGGAAGAGCGUCGGCACCGAGAGCACGUUCAAGGACAUGUCCGAUCCCCAGCAAUUCAGAGAAAAGCUGAAGUGGACUGCAGAGGAGUUGGAGAAGGACAUGAAGAGGGCAGAAGUCAAGGGUCGCACGUUGGUUCUAAAGGUGAAGCUUCACACGUACGAGGUCUUUACGCGACAAAUUGUGUUGCCGAGAGCAAUAUGUCUGGCCGACGAGCUUUAUCACUUCUCCGUCCCCAUCUUGUCGAAGCUGGAGGAGGAGAUGCCCGGCAUGAUGCUGCGCCUCAUGGGUCUACGAUGCACACAUCUUGUGAGCACGAAGAAGCCAGACACGAUGGCAUUUUUUGGUUUCCGAUCACGAAGGCCUGACUCAGCCGCAUCACCCGAGAAGGCCCUCAAGCCUGUGCACUCUGGAGCUAGUGGUGAACUAGACGACGAUGGUUGGGAGCAGUGGCCUGAAGAGGAGCUUUUGGGUCUUGACAACCGUGAAGAAACCGAAGCAGUGGACCACGAGACCGAAGGCACGAACAUUGACAACAGACCAAGCCCGGCUAGAAGACAUGGCAAGGAAAUUCUGCCCAAUCCUGUGCCGGACUAUGCACCUGUCAACGAUGAGAUGUGGGAUUGUCCAAUCUGCAAUCGCCCACAAGCGCCUGAUGAACGGCAGUUCAACGAGCACAUCGAUCUAUGCCUCUCGAGACAGACCAUUCGCGAAGCCGUGCACGAGGACAUCCCCCCUGCGCCGCCCUCGAGGUCAACCACGCCGGACGCAAAGAAGACCAAGGUCGGUGGAGAAAAGAAACGCGGCAGGCCACCAGCAAGACCGCCGAGUGACGACCCACGGCAGAAGAAGCUUUGUUUUGGAUGA
This is a messenger RNA of Colletotrichum phormii, 1917 nucleotides long. Its product is annotated as impB/mucB/samB family protein. Gene Ontology annotation, molecular function: damaged DNA binding; DNA-directed DNA polymerase activity. Gene Ontology annotation, cellular component: nucleus. Gene Ontology annotation, biological process: error-prone translesion synthesis. The transcript has 2 exons. The record is from RefSeq and is a predicted model, not a curated record. NCBI's taxonomy places the organism in Eukaryota, Fungi, Ascomycota, Sordariomycetes, Glomerellales, Glomerellaceae. Bases 1 to 1917 code for a protein of 638 amino acids.